GUCAAUUUUUUUCCCUCCCUACUUCUCCCUUCCCUUUUGCAAGUCAAUCAAAUCAAAUGUUGUGUAUCAAUAUCAAUAAAAUUCAACUUGUUAUUUAUUAAUAUUUCAAUAUUGACUACGGUUUGUCGUCAAAGAUCAUGAUAUAAAAUUUAAGCUUUAGGCUUUAGAAAAUGAUGAAGGCAACAGGUUUAGGUUCUCAUCGACCACUUUCGGGGCAGCUAUAUAAGUAUACUAAUGUAGUUAAGGGAUGGCAGCAGAGAUGGUUUGCGGUGGAUCCGGAGACUGGCGUACUUUCUUAUUAUCUGUUCGAUGGUCCCGGUGAUACAAUACAGCCAGGGCAGCCGGCGCGAGGGGAGGCACAUUUAGCUGCAGCAGUGAUAUGUCCAAGUGACGAGGACUCUCGUACGUUCACCAUCAACUGUGCAUCAGGAGACAUGCUGAAGCUGCGUGCCACAGAUGCCAGAGCGCGGCAGGAGUGGGUUAAUGGACUGAGAGCUAUUGCUGAGAUACACACUAAAGCGAUGGGCGCGAACCCGCCGCUGCAGCCACGGGAGCAACUAGCAGUGCAUGAUGCGAUGGCCUCCGCACGACAGCAGCUGCAGGCAACUGAGCUCAGUGAUGCUGCUCUGGCCAGGUGUAUUGAGUCUUCAGAUUCUCCAUUCCCACACACAGACCCGGAUCUCUUACUUUUAAAGGCGACGUCAGCUGCGAGCAUGCAGUGCCUGCUGCAGUGUCUGGGCAUCCUGCACCGCCAGCAGCAGUGCGCCACGCUCAGCGGCGCCAAGCACACAGACAACGACCACUGACCGACCCGCGCUCACCUCUACACAUCGACAGGCUAUAAGCCGUUCUUAUUUGUGCCUAUUUGAUUUUCGCCAUUUUAGCGUUAACAGUUCAGAGGAAAAGAGAAUUUAAUAUCAAUAUACCUAUAUAAUAACCUUUAUGGUUUUAAAUAGGAAUAAAGCAAAGGCUGCCUCUCCGAGCAGAGACUUAUCCUAUAGAGAUCAGUGGUACUGUGCCACUGCACUGACCGCAGACAAUGUUUACUCUAUGUAUACUCUAUGGUGUGAGUGUGUGUGCUUGUCUAUGGUGAUACAAGUGUCAUACUUAUUAUGUAUGAAAUUUUAUUUUCUUUGUUAUUAUUAAAUGUUGUAAGUAUUCAAGCUAUAAGUAAUUAGUAUAAUAUUAUAAACACAAUUGAUAGAUGAUUAAAUGAGUCUGUUGUUUAGACAAUGUUAAUUAAUUAACAGAGACCAU
Papilio xuthus (Asian swallowtail) is the source of this 1257-nucleotide messenger RNA. Its product is annotated as oxysterol-binding protein-related protein 11. The transcript is spliced from 5 exons. Bases 171 to 806 code for a protein of 211 amino acids. Gene Ontology annotation, molecular function: sterol binding. Gene Ontology annotation, cellular component: cytosol; membrane. The record is from RefSeq and is a predicted model, not a curated record. NCBI's taxonomy places the organism in Eukaryota, Metazoa, Arthropoda, Insecta, Lepidoptera, Papilionidae.